AUGGCUUUCUUCCCAACAUUAGCGCGUCGAGCUGCUGCAAAGGCUGUCCCAGCAGAGAAGGAUACAGUGCUGAAGAAGGGAGCUCGACGGGAUCCCGAGCUAUAUAUUCUGUUGGGUAUUAUGUCUGGCGCUUUUGGCCUUGCAGGAUUCUACUUCGGCCGCAAACCUACCUCUGCCACCUCAGAAGCCGAAGUUUCAGUUGCGAACAGUUCAAUGCCUUGGGAGGUUGAUCAUGACCAUGAGGAUCAGACGAAACAUUUCAAAUAUCAAUAUCAUCCCAAGGGAGACCGAAGUCAGACUCCUAGGAAUGCUCCUAGUGCGUUGAAUACAGUCAUUGUUCCAAACGUUACGCUACCAAAGGAUGUCCAUGACAAGCUCAACAAAUGGGGUAAGGAAGGAUAUUGA
This is a messenger RNA of Rhinocladiella mackenziei CBS 650.93, 405 nucleotides long. RefSeq lists its product as uncharacterized. The record is from RefSeq and is a predicted model, not a curated record. Bases 1 to 405 code for a protein of 134 amino acids. Lineage: Eukaryota; Fungi; Ascomycota; Eurotiomycetes; Chaetothyriales; Herpotrichiellaceae. The transcript is spliced from 3 exons.